AUGCGAAGUGACAAUUUUGGAAAAAGCCCCAGAAAUAUCCCCGGUGCCGGCAUUCAGAUUCCGCCAAACGCAGCACGCGUCGUUCAACAUUUUGGACUCGAGCAAAAGCUUCGGGACGCUGGAGCCGUUCAAGUAAAUGCAAACCACCUCAAGCGCUAUAAAGAUGGCAAGAUCCUCUGUAGCAGGGUAGGUGGGGAGAAGAUGGUCAGAGAUUUCAAUGGUCCAUGGUUUGUGAUCCAUCGGGCGGACUAUCAUGGCGUACUCCUAGAUGAAGCUGUCCGACUAGGGGGCAAACUUCGACUUAACGCGGAAGCGGUUGAUAUCAAAGUCUCCAUGGAAAAUCCACACGUGGUCCUUCAAACGGGUGAAAUUGUCGAUGCAGAUGUAAUAGUCGGGGCCGAUGGCCUCUGGUCCGCGAUCCGAGAUAUAGUUCUGGGGCAUUCCUCUCCUCCAGUGCCCACCGGGGACCUUGCAUACCGUGGAACGUUUUCUAGAGCGCAACUAGAAGCGUUUCAGGAUCCCCAGAUCGAAGAACUCAUCAACUCACGCUGCACAUACAACUGGAUGGGACCAGACCGGCACAGCGUCUUUUAUCCAGUGAAGAAUGGCUCUUCCUUCAACCUAGUUCUCAUUCGCCCUGAUAAUCUGCCUCCUGGGUCUAGAACAGAAGCUGGUGACAUUGAUGAGAUGCGCAUGACGUAUCAAGGCUGGGAUCCUGUGCUCGCCAAAAUCAUAUCAUGUCACAACAGUGUCUUGAAGUGGAAGCUGUGUCAUCAUGAAGAACUCCGCACUUGGGUCAAGGACAGUAUUGUGCUCAUUGGGGAUGCAUCCCAUCCAACCCUUCCCUAUCAAGCGCAGGGGGCUGCAAUGGCCGCAGAGGACGGCUUGGUGCUGGGGCUUCUACUAGGCCGACUACAAGCCAGCGACAGAGUCCCAGAUCAAGAGAAACGAGCGUGCAUUAACUCUGUUCUUCGACUCUUUGAGUCGCUCCGGAAGAAGCGAACAACGGUUAAUGUCAAAGGAGCCGUGGCCAACCGAUACAUGUAUCACAUGCAUGAUGGGCCGGAACAGGAAGCCCGAGACAGAGAACUGAGCGAAGUGGACUGGCAAAAGCCGUCCAGGUGGGGGUGGGCCGAUAUCAAUUACCAAAGAAAGAUGUUGGGCUUCGAUUCCGUGGCAGAUACUAAUCGAGCAUUUGAAGUGUGGCUCUCGGAACAAGGGAAAUAG
Molecule: messenger RNA, 1227 nt
Organism: Cladophialophora psammophila CBS 110553
Lineage: Eukaryota; Fungi; Ascomycota; Eurotiomycetes; Chaetothyriales; Herpotrichiellaceae
Exons: 8
Coding region: 1-1227 (408 amino acids)
Biological process (GO): secondary metabolite biosynthetic process
Molecular function (GO): monooxygenase activity; FAD binding
Source: RefSeq, a predicted model, not a curated record